Molecule: messenger RNA, 2893 nt
Organism: Rhopilema esculentum
Lineage: Eukaryota; Metazoa; Cnidaria; Scyphozoa; Rhizostomeae; Rhizostomatidae
Product: acetylcholine receptor subunit alpha-1-B
Biological process (GO): monoatomic ion transmembrane transport
Cellular component (GO): postsynaptic membrane
Molecular function (GO): transmembrane signaling receptor activity; acetylcholine-gated monoatomic cation-selective channel activity
Source: RefSeq, a predicted model, not a curated record
UCUCUAGACAUAAAACAUCGACCAACGCUGAUAUAAACCAAUAGAAAGUGGAUGGUAGCCGUUUGUCGUUAUACAAAGAUGCAACAGCUAUGCAGGUCUUAAUUACACAGUUGAUGAGGCGGUUUCUCUCAAUCGCACACUGAGUGAAGCACCGCAGACGCAACUCGUCGAAAACGCUAACCCAAGAAUCGGCAUCAACAAAAACAAGCAGACAAAAGAAAAAUCAGCAGCCGAAUAGACAAAUAUCAAAGAUUGGCGAAACACGACUGCAGCCCAGACGCAAAGAUCUUUGAUCAGCAACUAGCCUGAAACAUUCCAAGUAGCCUCAUUGCAAAGAGUUGUUUGAAGCUAUUUCAGAAGUGAACGCUUUGGUGGAUCCUUGGUGAGCAGAAAAAGAAAAUCUUAAGAGAGAAGCGAGCCUAAGACGGUAGCUGCAGUCGGUGAAAAUGCAUACUCGUAUUUGCAUUCUUUGGUUAUUCCUGGUUUUAUUCUUAAUCUUCGGUACCGAGAGCAAAGAUGAUGAUGAGCUGAGGCUUCUGGACGACCUGUUUGUGAAAAGAAAAUACAACAAACAAGUAAGGCCAGUUGAUAAUAAAGACAAACCGCUCAAGAUACAGUUUGGAAUUGCGUACGUUCAACUGGUUGGAAUCGAUGACAAAGAGCAAAUGAUGGUCAGUAACAUAUGGGUUAGACAGAAAUGGAAUAAUACACAUUUGAAGUGGGAUCCGAAGAAAUAUGGCGGAAUUAAAUCGAUAAAUGUAGACCCGAUCAAUGUGUGGCUGCCAGACAUUGUUUUGUACAACAAUGCAAAGAAAGGACAUGACUCUCUAACGAUGUAUAAGUUCAAAACAAAGGUCAUUUUAUCAAGCAACGGCGAAAACAAAUGGUAUGCUCCAACAAUAAUCCGCAGCGGUUGCAGCAUCGAUAUAACAUACUUCCCUUUCGACCAUCAGCAAUGCAAGCUACAGUUUGGUAGUUGGACAUACACAGGGGAACAAGUGGAUAUUGAAAGUAUGGAUUCAAAAGUUGAUUUGAACAAGUAUUUGAAUAGCUCGCAGUUCAAGUUAAUAUCAGCAACAGCAACCAGAUACUUCACAAAAUAUGGAUGCUGCCUGACGUAUCCCUACAUCGAUUUCGUUCUGCACUUCAAAAGGCAGCCUGGCUUCUUCUUAUUCAACGUCAUUAUCCCAUCCCUUGUGAUCACGUGUUUCGCUAUAUUAACUUUCUCGUCACCUCACCUUACAGGUGAAAGAGUUGGCCUAGCAAUCGAAUCUUUUCUUUCCUUAUCAUUCCUCUGCCUCAUGGUCGCUGGUAGCAUACCAAUAAAUUCAGACGUGACGCCUCUGAUAACCAAAUUCCUAUUGAUGUGCAUGGCAAUGAUCUCCAUGGCAGUGUUAUUUAACCUGGUCUCUAUGAAUCUACUACAGUCGCAAGCCAUCCCUCCAUUGGUUCGAUUCAUAUUCUUCCACGUCCUUGGACCAAUCGUUGGCGUUUGUGAGGGACGUAAUAAAGGCCUGCAAAAAAGGAGAAAAUCGAUUUUGAUCAAAGAACAAGGUGCAAGGGUUCUUAGUUACUUGGAUCGCACCACAGCCGCCGAGUUAGGGAAUGAUACAAUGAGUGCUGCAAGCUUGUUACAAUCGGCCCAUCAAACGCCAAGCAAACAGCCAAGCAUGCCCUAUAAACGGUUUCAGAAGAAGAACAAGCCGACUACGCCUACGAACAAUGCAAUGGAUGUUAUCAUGUCCAACGUUGAUGAGCUCGUAAAAAGAUCUCACAUCGAAGCCAUCACUCUAGCAAACAAGGACUUUUGGAGAUGUGUUGCCCAGACCCUUGAUCGCAUAUUUCUCAUCUCGUUCUUUCUGAGCUUUAUCUUCGUGUCAGCUGUAAUGCUUCUUAAGGGGUUUGGGCAUCAUAUAAAAUAAGCAUGAGGCGACCAGACCGAAAGUGAAUUUGUAAGUGGACAAAUGAAAGAGUCUAAAGAUUGAAACUUGAAACGAAAUUCAUUUUCAGGUCUGAUUUGUUUAUAUGACACUAAAUGUGACCCUUGAAGAGUCAUGUGAAAUUUUGUGCAAACUAAUAUUUGCAUGUUGUAGAAUUUAACCUAGAUAAACGUGAAACGUUUCAAGUUAGUAUGAUAUUUAAAAACUGUGAACAAAAUAUUGAAUGGAAAUAUAUCCUAAAAGAAACAGUUCUUAUCUAAAUUUACCGCCUUAGAAAUCCUUGUAGAUAUUACUGGAAUACGUGUAAUCAUGAAAAACCUGAUAGAAAAAAAACGAAAAUAUUUUCGGGAAACAGUAAAUCGAAUCUCGAAAACAUUUGAACAUAAAGCUUGUUAAUGAUUGCGUCUCCUUGCCGAUAUCUGAUAUAGCAAAUCUCCCUAGCAACACAGAACCUGUGUCAUUCUCUCUUGAGAGGCCUUAUUUGCCAAACCCCUUUGUCCUUGUCCACGCUUAAAGGUUAUCACAUUUCUUGCGAAAAAUUGAUGAAAAAUCGCAUCUUAAAGUUUAAAAGAUUAAGAUACCAGGAACCGUGCUGAAUUCUUCUCAACCCAAGCCCCUCCCCCUUCCUCCUGCAAAUUUUGAUUGCGUAAGUCAAAUUUAACCGCAAACAAACAUUUUGUGCGGGACAGUCUGCGAGUUUGUGGGGUUUUGUCUGCCAUUGUCAAAGCGGUUUGUCUGAUAAAAUGGCAGGCGGUGAAGUCUUGAUGCCUGCAGCAAUGCCUGAAUCAUUCUUAAACCAUCGAUUUCAGCAAUGUUCGCUGUUCGUGCCUCUACCGGCAGAUUUUCUGUGUUGUUCGUUCGGCUAAACUGCCCGUAAAGGUGUUCCCUUUUUGUGUUCCCGUUGCAAUACAAACGGCUUCUUAUUUUGUCAAGGAAAUUAUGUUGAAUAUCGA